This is a messenger RNA of Zingiber officinale, 4362 nucleotides long. RefSeq lists its product as uncharacterized. Lineage: Eukaryota; Viridiplantae; Streptophyta; Magnoliopsida; Zingiberales; Zingiberaceae. The record is from RefSeq and is a predicted model, not a curated record. Bases 1 to 3774 code for a protein of 1257 amino acids. The transcript is spliced from 4 exons.
AUGGUUUCUAAUGAACAAAAGGAGAUAAAGAAUUCAUUGAUGGAAUUAACGACCUUGGUGAAACAAUUAGCUUUGAACAAUGCUACUCAACCUUCUGUUGUGCCGAAUAUGCAAUUUCCAUGUAAACAAAGCAUAGUUUGUGGCAUUUGUUCGAGUCAAGAUCACCUUUCAGAACUUUGUCCAAAUCUCAUUCAAGAUGAAUCUUUGGCAGCAUUCUCUAGAGCUCAGUUCCAACAAAAACAUGACCCGUAUUCAUCUACAUAUAAUCCGGGUUGGAAAGAUCAUCCAAAUUUGAAGUAUGGCAAUUCAUAUUCUAUCAACAUCCAUCUUCAAAUCAGCAUUUCAGCCACAAUUCCAGCAAUUUCCAGCAACCUCAGCAAGGUUUCCAGCAGCAUAAUCAGAAUUUCCAACAAGAAUUUCCAGCAAGCAAUUCCAGCACUUCCAGCACCUACAAAGAUGAGUUUAACUCAAGGAGGUUCCAAUAAUGUUUCAAAUUCAGAUCCACAGCAAGCUAGAUUAGAGGAAUUAAUGCAGCAAAUUCUUCAGCAGCAACAAAAUCAGGAAAGGCAGAUUGGGCAAUUGGCUUCUAGCAUUAAUCAGAUUCAAGCUCAGGGAUCGAGUCAAUUGCCAUCUCAAACAAUUUCGAAUCCUAAAGGGAACGUUAGUGCAUUAACUUUAAGGAGUGGGAGAAAAGUUUCAGAAUCUUCAAGAGGAAGAGCUGCUGUUGAAAAUUUUCCACAAAUCCAGCCAUCCAGUUCUAGCAAUGAAGAAUUUUCAGAAAUGCAGAAUGUGCCAACUUCAAGUUCUACCCCAAUUUGCAUUGAUCCAAUGGAUAUGGAGUGUGAACAAGGAAGAAAUAGUUGCAUUCCAGAAAUUUCCAGCAAGUUUUCUCAAAAUGGGCAGUUUCCAGCAGCAACAACUUCAGAAAGUAGCAAAUCUGGAAAUGCAGGAUUUCAGAAUUCAGAGCAGAGCAUUCCAUUGCCUUUCCCUCAACGCAAAGUUCAACCAAGGAAGAAUGUAGAGGAAGAGAAAGCAAAGGAGUUCCAAGAGCUUGUGGAUUUAUUCAGCAAGGUGGAAGUAAAUGUUCCGUUACUCACAAUGAUCAAGCAAAUUCCAAAAUAUGCAAAAGUUUUGAAGGAUCUUUGUGUGCACAAGAAGAAAUUGAAGGGGAAUGAGUUAAUUAGCAUGGGAAAGAAUGUGUCUGCACUUCUUCAAACAGUUCCUCAGAAAUGCGAAGAUCCUGGAGUUUUUACAGUUCCUUGUGAGAUUGGGAGUAAUUUGUUUAAAGAUGCCAUGCUGGAUUUGGGAGCUUCAAUUAAUGUGAUGCCAAAAUCAGUUUUUCAGACAUUAGGGAUUGGACCAUUACAACCUACAGGAGUAGUCAUUCAGUUAGCUGACCGCAGUCAGACUCACCCAGCUGGAGUUAUUGAAGAUGUAUUGGUUAAGGUGAGAGAACUUAUCUUUCCUGCAGAUUUUUAUAUCCUUGAUAUGGAGGGAGACUAUCUGGCCAGUAGAUCUCCACUCAUUCUUGGACGACCAUUUUUGAAGACUGCAAGGACCAAGAUUGAUGUUCAUGCGGGCACACUUUCUAUGGAGAUAGGAGACACAGUGGUCCGAUUCAAGGGUGGUAUAGGUGAUUUUUUGUUUUCAGAAGAGGAGGAUAUUUCAGCCUUGGGAGUGGAUGAUGAGUCUUGUGGAGUAUAUCCGAGUGAGAAAGAUAAUUUAUGCGUAGGGGAUUGCUUAGGAGAAGCUCUAUCCCUAGGAUCGCCCAGAGAAGAGAAAUUAUGUGUAGGGGAUUGCUUAGGAGAAGCAUUACCCCUAGGAUCGCUUUCAGUUGACCAGACACAGGAUGAGUUGAAGCAAUUACCGCCACAUUUGAAGUAUGCUUAUUUAGGAGAGAACCAGCAGCUACUUGUCAUCAUAGCCCAGAAUCUAGAACCAGAACAAGAAAGCAGAUUAUUAGAGAUUUUGAGGCAGCACAGGAAGGCCAUUGGAUGGACUUUAGCAGAUAUUCCUGGUAUUAGUCCUUCUAUUUGCAUGCACAGGAUUUACUUGGAGGAGGAUGUGAAACCAGUGAGACAACCCCAGAGGAGACUUAACCCGCUGAUCCUUGAUGUGGUAAAGAAAGAGGUGACUAGACUUCUACAGGCAGGUAUCAUUUACCCUAUUUCUGAUAGUAAGUGGGUAAGUCUUAUCCAUGUGGUUCCAAAGAAAUCAGGGGUGACAGUUGUGACUAAUGAAGAGAAUGAGGUAGUGCCCACCAGAGUGAAGAAUUCUUGGAGAGUUUGUGUGGACUAUAGGAAACUGAACCAAGCAAGCAGAAAGGACCACUACCCCCUACCUUUUAUUGAUCAGAUGUUGGAAAGACUAGCGGGCAAGUCACAUUAUUGCUUCCUAGAUGGUUUCACGGGAUAUUUUCAUAUUUGCAUCGAUCCAGAGGAUCAGGAGAAGACCACCUUCACUUGUCCUUUCGGUACAUUUGCCUACAGACGGAUGCCAUUUGGAUUAUGCAACGCUCCAAGAACUUUUCAGCGAUGCAUGGUAAGUAUUUUUGGUGAUUUAUUAGAGCAUUGCAUGGAAGUUUUCAUGGAUGAUUUUUCUGUAUAUGGUUCAUCAUUUAAUGCAUGUCUAGAAAAUUUGUCUAGGGUUUUAGAUAGAUGCAUUGAGACUGACUUGGUACUUAAUUUUGAAAAAUGUCAUUUUAUGGUUGAGCAUGGUAUUGUUUUAGGACACAUAGUCUCUAAGAGAGGUAUUGAGGUAGAUCCUGCUAAAGUUAGCGCUAUAUCUUCUUUAUCUUACCCCGCAUGCGUGCGGGAUGUUCGAGCUUUUCUUGGCCAUGCAGGAUUCUACAGGAGAUUUAUUAGGGACUUCAGUAAGAUUGCUCUUCCACUGUCUCAGUUGCUUCAAAAAGAUGUGGAGUUUCAGUUUGAUCAGAGGUGUAAGGAAGCUUUUCAGAGAUUGAAGGAGGCUUUGAUUUCUGCACCUAUCAUCAGGCCACCAGAUUGGGCUUUACCUUUUGAGCUGAUGUGUGAUGCUUCAAAUUUUGCCAUAGGGGCAGUACUUGCACAGAGAGUAGAGGGAGCACCGCAUGUGAUCUGCUAUGCAUCAAAGACCCUGGAUUCGGCUCAAGCAAAUUACACCACGACAGAAAAAGAGCUUCUUGCCAUUGUUUUUGCUUUAGAUAAAUUCAGAUCAUAUUUAUUAUGUUCUCACGUGGUUGUAUUUUCUAAUCAUGCAGCGUUGAAGUUUCUCCUCAAGAAGCCAGAUGCUAAGCCCAGAUUGAUUAGAUGGAUGCUUCUCCUCCAGGAGUUUGAUUUGGAGAUUCGUGAUAGGAGUGGGAAGGAGAACUUGGUUGCAGAUCAUUUAAGCAGAAUUGAAGGGGAUUUGGACCACAUGGUUAUUGAUGAUGAUUUUAGAGAUGAGCAGCUCUUCAGGGUGCAUGGAAUAGGCUCAUUGGACUACAAGAAUUUGGAUUGGGCCCGAUCCAUUAAAUGGAACUUUCCUCUUGAGCUAACCCAUGUCAAACCUUCUCAUCAAAUCCCUAAUUUUCCUCCUAAACUAAGCCCUAAACCAAAUGCAAAUCCCGGUUCAAACCUUGGUAUAAAACCCAAAAGAAUCGCGGAUGAACAGUGGCUGCGCCUACUGUUCAUCGUGCCAUCGGCGAUUUCUUCUCCGUUAGCGCGCGCGCAAGCCCCCGAUUCCAGUGAUAAUCUCAUCUUGAGCUACAGAUCCAUAGAGGAAGAUGCAAGGAAGCUGCUGACCUAUUUUUCCUGAAGCUGGAAGUUCGCCGGAGAGGUCUCGACGGCAAAUUUUGCUGGGAUUCGAUCUUCAUCUCCACUCCUGUUUGAACGGUGAUGAUAGUAGGAGUUCAUCCUCUGUAUUCGGGGAACAUCAGAGAGGUUUCUAUGAUGGAUUUCGACUUACAUCAGUCCGCCAUCCACCAUCCUGCAGCAAGCCAUUGCUGAGCACAGAACUGAAUCUCAGAUCCAGAUUUCGACAAUUCCACACAGAUCUGAACCUGUACUCUUCCAGAGAGGUUUCUUUGGUCAAGAUCAGCGGAGUUCAGAUCUGAAAACAGAUCAGCUGCGUUCUUUUUCUGCUUUUUUGGAUUUAGCAUUUGAGGUUUCAAGUGAGGACUCUUGUGUGACGACAAGAGUUGUGAUUCAAGAAUUGGUUGUGAUUGGAAUUGGUUUAGUUUUAAUCCUGCAUUUCAUUACUGUUCUUAGCUACAUCUAGAUCUCGUUUGUAGCACAGUUUAUUGCAUAGAUUAGUUUCUUUCCAGAAUUUUGCUUUCAAUCCCUGUUCUGUAAUGCAGAAAUACCAUCAAGUUUCUGAUAGUGUAAUCAGUUUUCAAUCUUUGAA